GGAGCCAGCCUCAGCCGAGAAUCACAGGCACAUGAUCCCCCCAGUGCUCACACUCAGAGAAUCACACACUCCCUUUCAGGUCACUAUCUAAGACCAUCUCCAAAGAUGGGGACCUUGAUCCAGCGCUUCACCGUGGCAUCAGCCAUGAUUCUGGCAGUGCAGUGUCAACCCCAGUUCAUGGAAUACAUUGAGAGAAGACUGUCUUCUUUUGAGGAUAGAAUUGCGGUCUGGUACGACCAAACGCAGAGGUACUCCUCAGAAUACAGAGAGUUCAAAAACCAGAUCCUUGCUCUUGUUGAAAGCCUGGAUAAGGAGAAAGAGGAGCAAAGAAGCAACCUUGAAAUAGCAACUUCCCGGAUUGAACGCCUGGAGCGGGAGUUAGACUAUUUGGAGAACAGAAAUCCAGUGCCCACCUGCUUGGAGAUGGAGGAGAAGCUUAUCGAUCAAACUGCUGAAAGAACUCAGGAAAAGAAGAAGCGCAAACAUAAGGUGGCAGAAUGUGAAGAAAUGGUCUUCAACAUCAAAGCAAUGAAAAUAGUCAAGAGGCUGGAGAGUGCUGUUGGCCUUUGGACCAAGGACCUCAUGUCAGACUCUGAGAAGGUGUACAUCUUUGACGGUGUAAGUAACGACACAGUCUAUGAAUUCACAAGACUGAAGGACUUCACCGAUUUCACUGGCUUGAUUAAAGGAAAGAAAAUCAAACUGCCCCAUUCGUGGGCAGGCACGGGCCACAUAGUGUACAGAGGCUUUUUAUAUUACAUCAGAAGUGAGCCUCAGUUUCAGGUGAUCAAAUUUGAUCUGAAGAACCAGACGGUGUCAGACAGUGGCAUGUUUCCCGCCGAGCGGCAGAUCCCAGUGUACGGCCUCUCGCCAUACAAUUACAUCGACCUGGCGGCGGACGAGAAUGGUUUGUGGGCCAUAUACGCCACCAGAGAGAACGAGAAGAACAUCUGCCUGGCUAGGCUGGAUCACAGAACGCUGGACAUUGAGCAGAUGUGGGAUACUCCGUGUCCCAUUGAGAACGCCGAAAAUGCCUUUGUCAUCUGCGGGAUGCUUUACGUGGUGUACAACAGCAAGUUACGCAGCCGCUCACGCGUCCAGUGUGUCUACGAUGUCACUGAUAUGGUGAACACUGAUCAGGCCCCACUGCUGUACUUCCCCAAGCGAUUCGGAGCAGUCGCCAGCAUCAAGUACAACCCAAAGGAGAAGCAGCUUUACAGCUGGGAUGACGGGAACCAAAUAAUAUACAGGCUGAAUCUGAAACUGAAAUCAGAACUGUAAUACUUUGCUCCUCAAUACAAUUUAUUAACAGGAGGACUGGGCUGUGAGACCCUCCUCAAAGGCAGUAGGAACCUGUAAGGUGGAUAAUAUGACAAUAUUUUCAGAUGUUUUUUGUAGCUAAUUUUCCCUGCCUCUGUUUAAGUACCCUAACCUUACAAUGUUAAAGCCUGCCAUAUCAUUAAAGAAGAAAAUUAUAAUUAACUGCAUUCAUAUCACUGGCAAUGUGUUGCAUUUGUUGCAUCAAGAGCAUUGCACAGAGAUACGAACUGCAGUCGUCAUGCUAUAGCAGCACGGUGGAUGGAGUAGCGUAUGUUGCACAGCAGAGGAAUAGAAGUACAACAAACAUUCACACAAAACCAGGCACUGCAUUUAAUAUAGCGAGCACUGGAGUUUCCUGUGAAUGUGUUCAUGAGUUCAGAUGCCAAAUAAGUACUCCCAAAUGAAGGACCAAUGUUAAUACAGUGGCUUUCAAGACAUUCCAAAACCAUUCCCAACCAAUGAAGUAAUUUUGUAGAAGUUACUGUUGUGAUGUAGGAAAUGCAAAAGCCACUUUAACGCAACAGUAUCUCACGAGUAGCAAUGACCAUACAAUCUGCUUUAUAGCGUGAUUGCAGGUUAAACAUUCUACCCGGCUGAGAGGGUAAAAGAAUAUAUCUGCAAAAGGUAGUUCCUAAUAUUCUACGUCCCACAACAUGGCCUGAAUCUCCAACUGGAUUAUUUGCUUAGGUUUCUGAAGAAUUAGUUCAAUCCAGAGCCCUCAGACCCAGAGACAAGAGAGUUUUACCACAGAGACAUUGCUGGCACCCACGGCUUGGAUAAUUUCAAGCUCAUCAGUAAGAAAUACAGAAAGAUAUUAAGAGAUCUCAAUAUAAUUAAUUACUUUAUCAAAUGAAACCAUUGAAUGUGGCAUUGAACUCAAACUGCCCUGUAUCUCAAGCCUCAUGUUAAUUCAAUUUAGCACUUCUGAUUGUUUAAAUACAAGGUGAUUUCUUGGUUCAGCUGAUGUUCAGAAGCUCUUCAUGCAUUCCACAUGUCAGUGAAUCUUCACUGUAACGUUAUAUUUGACUGGACCUCAAUUCCAGACAUUGUUGGGUACUAUACAGUACCUUUAUCCUAGAUCCUGCCAAUGAUCUGACUUUAUCCCGAUUGCAAUCAUGGGCUAGAACUGUAACAUAGGUCUACACUGCCUCAUCUCCAUCCCAGCCAAUGUCAUGAACUAGAUGUCUGUCCAAAUACUUUAUGUUGUGGACCAAACACUGUCAUGGACUGAAAUCCUUUCCAAAAUGGUCUGAUAAGACACCACCACCCACCCACACCUCCCAAUACUGAUAUUGUCAUUAACUAUUCCUACAACUCUGUCAGCGACUAGAACUUUAAGCCAGAUACUUAUAGUGACUGAUUGUCCAACACAGGCACUGUCAUUAUUAAUAACCUUUGUGACAGAUACUGUCAAGGACUAUACAUCCUCCCAGAUACAACUGUAUCACUGACUAGGCCUAGUCUUUAUCAUGGACUAGGACAUGUAAAGCAAGUGCUCAAUAACAUAUAAUGAAAAUGAACAGCAGAUGCAGGUUUAAACCAAAGAUAGGCACAAAAUGCUGGAGUAACUCAGCAGGUCAGGCAGACAAGAAUCUGAAGAAUGGUCCCAACCCGAAACAUCACCUGUCCAUUUUCCCCAGAGAUGGUGCCUGACCCGCUGAGUUACUCCAAAAUUGUGUGUCUAUCUCAAUAACAGACAUUGUCUUUAAUUAAACGUCCUCCCAUAAAUGUGAUGUUGGGUUGGUAUUUCUCUAAUGCUGGGAAACCUGUUAGUUAUGGUAGGCCACGUGGGUUUCUGUUGUGUCUUUUCAUCUCACGGAUCUGAACAUAAAUUGACAUCCUGGAAUGUUAUUCAUGGAUAGUAAAUUAUUCUGCUGUGGCCAAGUUGGGUAAUCAAUACUCAAAAAUCAACGGACAUAUCGUCACUCUGGCAAGGCACGGAGCUCAAUACCCCAGCAUUGGGCUGACUUCUCAGUACCCUGCCACUGUCCUCACCUUGAGUACCGUUCCGCUGGACACAAGCAUAAAAUUCCUAUCACUCGUCUAGCUUCAUAAGAGCCGGACAGUGAACGUGUCUUUAAUACCUUGACAUUGGAUUCACGGAUGGCAUUGAAAAACUCAAUUCAUACCCUGUUACUGAGCUAAUUCCUUGCUACUCUGCCACUGGGCUCAUCCUUAAUAUCCUGGCAUGGACUUUCUCAUUGAUACUAAAAUGUAAAAUUCAUUUUCCUCCACAACCCAAGUAUUAAUUGAGUGAAUUAUCAGUUGAUGUCACAUUUACGCCAUCACACUGUUGGAAUGUCAACUAAUUUACAAUAUUUAUCUUGAUUAUACUCCCCAUUAACUAUAUUACUUUAUUGUAUAAUCAUUAUGUAGAUUUUGUAGUUAUAGUUGUCUGCACUAAUAAUAAUCAGUAAUUGUGAGUGGCUGAUUUAAGAAAUUAAAAUGCUCUGCAUUCCAUACCAU
Amblyraja radiata (thorny skate) is the source of this 3786-nucleotide messenger RNA. RefSeq names its product olfactomedin-like 3b (gene olfml3b). Lineage: Eukaryota; Metazoa; Chordata; Chondrichthyes; Rajiformes; Rajidae. The record is from RefSeq and is a predicted model, not a curated record. The transcript is spliced from 3 exons. Bases 106 to 1281 code for a protein of 391 amino acids. Gene Ontology annotation, biological process: signal transduction.